AGCCAAAGGGGUGUGUGUGUUUGUGUGUGUGUGUGUGUGUACACCUUUACCUGGCCUCAGCUGCUCCGUCAGUCCCUUCCCAUGGUGUAGCCCUGCCUGUGCCGCUCUCUCCCCCGCUGCCUGGAAGACGAACGCAGUCGAGCUGCAGCACACGCCACAGACACAGAGAGACGGGAGAACAGGCAGCCGAGAGAGACAGGCGCGCUCAGAGGAAGGAGAGAGAAACACACACAUACACACACACACACACUCUCACCACCAUGAGCUGCUGUAACAGAAGGUGCGGGCUGAUAGCCGGAGCCGUGUUUGGGGCUGUGGUGGCCGUCCUGGGAGGCAUCCUCAUUCCUGUGGGCGACCUCAUCAUCCAGAAGACCGUCAAGCAGGAAGCCGUCAUUGAGCCGGGGACGACAGCUCACGAGAACUGGGCGGCAGCGGGGGCAAAGGUGUACCGGCAGUUCUGGCUCUUCGAGGUGACGAACGCCCAGGAGGUUCUGGACGACGGUGCGGCGCCGGUGGUGACAGAGAGGGGACCGUACACCUACAUGACGAGAUAUCUGGCAAAGGACAACAUCACGUUCCACCACAAUCACACCGUGUCCUACCUGCUUCCCAACGGGGCCAUCUUUGAGCCCUCCAUGUCAGUGGGAACAGAAGAAGACAAAAUCACCUCGCUCAACCUGGCAGUGGCUGGAGCUUAUUCAGCAAUUCCAGUUGAGUUGCAUUCAAUUUUGGAGACCAUGAUAAAGACCAGCAACUCCUCCUUGUUCCAGCGUCGUACAGUGAAAGAGCUGCUUUGGGGCUACCACGACCCCAUUCUGAAAGGAGCUGUGGGCUUCUUCUUAGACUACAAUAAUACAUACGAUGGCUACUACAAUGUCUUCACUGGCAAAGAUGACAUCUUAAACGUGGGUAAGAUCGACAUGUGGAGACAAAGCAGGAGCUUAGGUUUUUGGAACGACAAAUACUGUGACAUGUUAAAUGGAACAGAUGCUUCGUCCUUUCCUCCCUUUGUGGACAAGAAGGAACCCAUCUUUUUCUUCUCAUCAGACAUCUGCAGGUCUGUGUCAGCCAGCUACGAGGAGACGGUAAACCUAAAAGGAAUUGAUGUGUACCGUUACUCCCUUCUCCAAUCCACCUUGGCCUCCCCUGUGGACAACCCAGACAACAAAUGUUUCUGCUCAAACAUGAAGACCACCAAGAAUUGCACAUUGGCUGGCGUGCUGGACAUCAGUUCCUGUCAAGAAGGGCGACCUAUUUACAUCUCCCUGCCCCACUUCCUGCAUGGCAGUCCGUCACUAAGGACUGAUGUGCUGGGCCUAAACCCCGACGAGGAGCACCAUAAAACCUUCCUAGAUGUUGAGCCUACCACCGGGUUUACUCUGAAUUUUGCCAAGAGAAUUCAGGUGAACAUGAUGUAUGGACCAUCAAAAGUCAUCACGGUACUCAAAAAGGUCAAGGACUAUACCAUAUUUCCUCUUGUUUGGCUAAAUGAGACGGCGACGCUGGAUGAUGAAACAGCGGACAUGUUUAAGAAGGAGCUCAUGUCUCGCAUCCAGAUGUUGGAGAUCAUACAGCAGGUGCUCCUGGGCGUCGGUCUCGGCAUCUUCGUCCUGUGUCUUAUCUUUUACUGUGUAGUGCGGAGGAGUCAUAACCAAAGCAAGCUUGCGUAGUAAAACGGCGAAUCGGCUGUUUGCGGCGCGGCAGAGCGCCGUGCAUUCACACCGGCAAGCCACAUCGACCCUUUUUGAUAUAGACUUGCAAUUUUUUGCACUUUCUGUCUUAUUUAUAAUGUCAGAUCUCCUUUUAUUUCAAAAGGGAGGGAUACUGUGAUUUUUUUAAAACCGCUCCACAGAGCUGGAUUUCUUUGCCAAUUCUUGUUUUUCGAUUUCAAACACUGGAACAUGAACUCAAUCAGGGAUUUCGUGAAGGAGACCGAUUAUAAACUCCUCUGAACCGUCAACUAAACCUUUUAUGUCUCCAAUGAGAGAGAUAUGGGUUUAUUUGACACCCUAUGACAGAAAUGUAGAAGUGCAAAUGUUCAUAUACUUUGCUAAACUAGUGUGUUCAAAAUAAAUAUAAGCUUCAAA
Molecule: messenger RNA, 2087 nt
Organism: Fundulus heteroclitus (mummichog)
Lineage: Eukaryota; Metazoa; Chordata; Actinopteri; Cyprinodontiformes; Fundulidae
Gene: cd36
Product: CD36 molecule (thrombospondin receptor)
Exons: 12
Coding region: 261-1670 (469 amino acids)
Biological process (GO): receptor-mediated endocytosis; low-density lipoprotein particle clearance; long-chain fatty acid import into cell
Cellular component (GO): cytoplasm; caveola; cell surface
Molecular function (GO): low-density lipoprotein particle receptor activity; scavenger receptor activity; low-density lipoprotein particle binding
Source: RefSeq, a predicted model, not a curated record